UUCGGGCGAGAUGGACAACGUCUUCACGGCAGGCGAUGGUUCCGAGAAGAUGACCACUUACAACAUCACCGGCGCCGCACUCACCAACAGCAGCGACAGGGGGAUGAACUUCACAGACCUCUACGACUCCAAGCCGGAAGCCAUUAUCGUACCUUUCGUCUUCGCCGUCAUCCUCAUCGUCGGCGUCACGGGGAACCUUCUCCUCAUCCUCUCCUUCGCGCGUCACAAAACCCUCUCGACGCCCCACAAUGCACUAGUCGUCAACCUGGCUUCCGGUGAUUUCAUUUUCUUAAUCGUGUCACUUCCGUUUAACUCGAUGUGGUACACGCUCCCGUACUGGCCGUUUGGCUUGACGUUGUGUAAAGUCAGCCACUUCGCUGAAAACCUGGCUACCGGCGUGGUCAUCACGACCUUGUCCGUGUUGAGUAUUGAACGGUGCCUGAUCGUUACCGGGAAGAAACUUUGGCGCCAGAAGAAGAAGGUACCAAUCCUGAUGACGAUAAGUCUUUGGGUUGUCUCCGCCGUGAUAGCGUUACCGAACCUGCUCUCUUCGAACAUUGUGUACCAUUCGAUCAAUAAACAAAACCCAAUUUGUGAUCUCUACGACGCGAACUGGGGCGAACUUUACAAAAAACUGCACGUUAUUUUUAGAUUCGUCUUGCUGUUUUGUCUCCCUUUGCUAGUCAUCGCCGUGGCUUACACUAUCAUAGCCGCGCAUUUACUUUUGAGUGCUUUCCCUUUGUCGAAGCGGACCGCCACAGCUAGCAAGCCUAAAAACUCGUCUGAGUUGAAACAACUCGUGUCGAAAAACACGGACGCCGUCGACGCGGCUGACGCUAACUCGAGUAAAAAACAAGGUAAAGACUCCAACGACGCCGGGAACUCUAAACACGCCGCGUCUUCAAAACCAGCGUCACAAAGUCACGACGAAAAAUCUGGAAAUUCCGGAACCGGAACUGAAAUUUCCGAGAAUAAGCAGACGACUUCACAUCCCAAUAGUUUCGUCUACACUGGCCCCAUCCCGGAAAACGACACGCCCUACCAGAAAAAAGACAACGCCCACCCCCCGGAAUCCAAAACGGAAACGAUAAAAAAACCGCCAACGGAAUCAACCUCGGUUCAAAUCGCGAAAGAAACCACCCCGUUAAACCCGACCACGCAAGACCUCUCCGCGAAGCCUGCUCCCCCGGCUUCGCGGCAAACCACCAUGCUGAUGAAACGACGCCGGCUCGCGCUCACAGUCCUCAUGCUCAUCCUCGCCUUCGCCGUUUGCUGGACUCCAAGGCACAUCUUCUUCCUCUGGUUCCACGUCAUCCCCGGCGGCAACUACAACCACUUCUGGCACAUCUUCAAAAUCGUCGGCUUCUGCCUGUCAUUCUCAAACUCCGCCGUCACCCCUGUCGUAUUCUACGUCCUGGAUUCCAAAUACCGAUCUUUCGUGCACCACGGGUUGUGCUGCCUGUGCAUGAGACGAUGCUCCCGGAAGGACCGUCCGGCCACGGAGACCGUCAUCACCAUGGGGGACCGAGACUACACGGCAACAAUCGCCAUGACGGACUUAAAAUCUAAAGACAAUGUCACUCAGCUAUAGAAUGAUUCCUCGACCAUAGCAAUAGACUUAUAGUAGUGGUAGAUUCGAUAUGGCAUUCAACUCUUACA
Messenger RNA from Physella acuta, 1659 nucleotides. Its product is annotated as neuropeptide CCHamide-1 receptor-like. Gene Ontology annotation, cellular component: plasma membrane. Gene Ontology annotation, biological process: G protein-coupled receptor signaling pathway. Gene Ontology annotation, molecular function: neuropeptide receptor activity. NCBI's taxonomy places the organism in Eukaryota, Metazoa, Mollusca, Gastropoda, Physidae. The record is from RefSeq and is a predicted model, not a curated record.